AUAACGGCUUUCAUCUGUGAGACAUUUCAUUGGCUGAACUUUGUCAUUGGUUGAUUUUGUAGUACAGGCAUACAGGCGUGGGAAGUAAUUGUAUGGGAGUUGAGUUUAUUAAUAUAACUUACGUAAUUAACGACUACGAAACUGUUUAUCCUUUGAUUAUGUAAAUUGUUAGUUUGGCAUGAUUUGUAAUUACUUUUGACAUAGAAAGACUAAAACAAUAUUGUAAAGGCGAAGGUUUGAUAUUCGGUACUUUGGAGGGAACUUCAAACUAUAUUUUGGCAGGUGAUCUAACCAGACCUAGAUUUAUUUUUUCGCAAUGACGUGAUCAUGUUCAAUUUAAAUUCGUAAGGAAGCCGGUACUUUAACGCUUGUUGUAUUAGUAUUCAUUCUGCUAGGUGUGGAAUAACGUUUAAAUCGCCAGGUUCACAUUUGUUCCCAUAAAAUCGGUACGACGACAAUGUCAGGAAGAAGGAGGGCAAAUCGGGCAAGGAAGAAGAGAGCUAAAAGGCAGAAAAUGUUGAAUUUAAUGGAAAUAAUCAAAAAGAAGGAAGAUGUUUCUGAAGAGUUAGAAAUGGAACCACUAAUAGAAGGGGAUAUAAUUACUGCGGAAUCCUCACAAUUCUCUGAUGUGUUAAGCAGCACUGUAGGCAAUGAUAGUUUGCAUUUGCCUAAUGUAAAUAUGGAACAAGACAAUGAUACAGCAAGAAAAGAACUUCUGGAACCAGUUGGAGUUAACAUCAGCUCUUUGGAAAAAAGAAAGAAUGAAUUCUCAACACUAAAAAGAGCACCCAAACGAAGUAGAACUUCCAUCCUUGGCCAAGGUGGAAGGAAAGAUCUCAAUUGGCCCGAGAGGAAUUCAUCUACACCCUGCUUAACAUCAUGGCUUGUAGCAGCAGAGCAGAUGUUUGUGCCUUCUCCAGUGACAGACGAUGCACCAAAAGCUAAACGAAGUCGUGAUGAUGUGACUGUGUACUCAGAGGAUUGUUCUCUUGUAUGUCAACCUGUUAAAAAAACAAAGAGCAUAGCAACUUCCACUAAAGCAUCGUGUUCGUCUACCCAUCCAGUGAUGGAGAUAAUGGAAACAUCACCUGUAUUAACACCUAGCAACAAGCGUACAAGGCACAAUUCAGUGUUGAAUAAUUCCUUUACAAUUGAGAAGAUGUCUGAAACAGAUGAUUCUCCUCCAGUAUUUAGGCCAAAAAAACGCACAAAAAGUAUGUCAGGAAUUUCACCUCAGACGUCAAAAGAGUCACUGAAACUUUUACCAGAAUACCCAUUGCCUUCACAGAUGCCUUAUUUAAAAAUUACACCUGCUGAAUCUUGUACUACAAGCCCAGUGAGUUUACGUACUUAUGCAACAGGUCCAGAACACUAUUUGUUUUCAGCACCUCAGUUGCAAGAGACAGACAAUAACUCAAAUUUACUUGACUCAUUCCCUCCGAUGGAUGCACAAAAUAAGGUAAUUGAACAUGACAAGGAGUCGCUGACUUAUGUUCAAUCAACUAUAUGGAAAUUACUCUCUGCAAGCCUGUUGGGUUAUCAGAAACGUGUUCAGUGGCCUGCCUGUCUCUCGAUUUCCAAAAUGUUGGAGAUGUGUAUGUCAGUCUGCUCAAAGGUAAUCUGCUGGCUCAAAUUCUCAAUGAAAUAUCUUAGGAAGGUCUACACAUCGGUGAAAUGUUUCAUGUCAGUGAACCAGUUUGGGAAGGAAUCAUGCUGUUCUUGCAGAAUGCACAAUGAACAACUGGAACAGCGUCUUUCUGCUGUGGAAAAAGAAAUUGUGAAGUUGCAGGAAUUAUUGGCUACCAGAGUUAUAAGCAUCAAAACCAGUGAUGAAUUACUCACUGUAAAGAAUACAUCAGUACCACAUCCUCCAUGUUGCCCUCCACCACCACCACCACCGCCACCGCCACCACCACCCCCACCCCCACCCCUUAUGCCUGGUCAGGAAUCAACUAUAUUGAAAACUGUAAAGAAAACAGAGAGUUUACUGCCCAACAAACAAAUAUCACGUCUGGCCAUUACUGUAGAUGAUAUACGCAAAGUUCAGCUCAAAAAAACACCAUCUGCCAUACGUGGAGAAUGUCGUACACCAACUAUAGCUCACAGAGGACCUGUAGUAUCAUUGGAAAUGUUGCGUUCUGUUAAACUCCGGUCCAGUCAGGCAAGACGCAAAAGUAGUGAACAAAAUAAAGGAUCAUCCAAGUUUCCCUUCCAUUCACCUAGAGAUGCAGCCAUUUGUUCGCGUAUACUGCAGAGUGUGGACACCAAUGUGAAAGUGCGGCAGGGUGUUUUAAAGGAAAGUGAUUCUUGUUCAAAUGAGGAGAAGCUGCCAGCAUGAACUUGAGGUAAAAAUCGCAUAAAACUGUGACUGUACCCUUUCCAUGGCAUAAGCAGUGACAAAGCCUAAGGCUGAAGACUGAAGAUGGACAGGAGCACAAUCAUUGACACCAGCAUUGAAUUUGACCAGAUAUAUAAGGAUAUCAGAAUAUGUCUCAGGUGCAUUUUGUAGGUUUGUUAUGCAUUUUAUGACUUUUACUUUAAGCAACAUUUCUCACCUUAAAUGUUUGCGUAAAGUAAAAUAUAAGUAUGAGUUUAUGUAUUUAUUAUUAGGUGAGUGGUCUUUAGCAUUGACAUAGGAAAGACGUUUCUGGUUUAUGUGGACAGAAGUUAUUACUAAUCAAAAGCUGAGGCUGAUAUUAUUUAACAUUCCUUGCCUAUGUCAACUUUGCUUUCAUAACCAUUAAGUAACAUUUAAUGUUACUGAAUGUCUAAAAUCAAGUAGUGAAUACCUGAAGUCAGGGCAGUUACUUAAACACGCUUAGUAGAAAGACUUACACCAAUAAAUAAUAUGGAUCAAAUGAUAUAAAUAGGAUAAUUCUUUGAAAGUGGCAUGAAAUGAUAUUUAAUCAUGUAUGAUGUGGCAUAUAUAAUGACUUUUUUCCUUAUUCUGCAGUCAGCAUGAUGCGAAUAUUAUUUAACAUUCCGGUGUUGUAUGCUGUGUAAGUGACUAAUUGUUUUCCAUUGUUUGCAUUGUAUAAUUUCCAGGAUUUGUGGGGGUGACAGAAUAGACAUUUAUAUGCUUCAUUCUGGUGCUUGUAGUCUGUUAAUAUCUUUUAUUAUUUGUCAUACAUUCAUUAAAAUACAAGAAUUGUACAACCUGCCUCACUUUGAAUAUCUUAUGGUUGCAUAAGAGUGUAAUUCCUAAUUAUUAUUAUUAUUUGCUCUGUAAGGUACAUCAGAGAGCAUUAACACAUGGGGCAGUCUUCUGUGAUGACUGCUGAAUGGACAGUAAAUGUUCAUAUACAAUCUUGCCCAUUUGCAAAUAUAAUCAUAGACAUCACCACAUUUAUACAUUUCAGAGAUAAUCUUUGAACAACAGAAGAAACAAUAUUGUAAUUUUCAAUUAAAAGAUGUGAUAUUGCAUGAACUCUGUGAUGUGAAUGUCUGCUGUUAAGGAUAGAUUCCUUUCCAUUCAUUGCAAUACAGAUAACUAUGAAAAGAGUGAAAGAAACUGUAUAAUUAGGUUGUGGAUAAUGUGUUUGUGUUAUUGCUGAGAUGAAAUUGAUUACCAAAUUUCUCAAUGAUGUUCAUAAUGUUAAGUGUUUUCUGUAGUAUCUGGUUCAAAGGUAUUGUGAUCUUUAUAAUAUGAAAUAUCUGUUCAGAAAUCAACUCUUCUAGGGCUUACAUUUGCAUUAGCUGAAUGCAGAUUAAUUGUUAACAUUGUGAACUAAUUAAUAUAUUUGUCUUGUUUCGUAAUGUACAAUGUAAUUUAUUUUUGAUUAUUUUUUAACAUGUUUGCUUUGACAGUUGUAUUGACUUUGUAAUAUGUUUUUUUAUAUACUUUUGAAAUUGAAUUUGAAGUCUGUUAUACAAACAGGUAAUGAUUAACAAAUUAUUUUUUAUGUAAGAAUAGUCUGAUACCUAGCAAUAAAAACUAACAAGAAAGACUU
Molecule: messenger RNA, 3950 nt
Organism: Zootermopsis nevadensis
Lineage: Eukaryota; Metazoa; Arthropoda; Insecta; Blattodea; Termopsidae
Cellular component (GO): cytoplasm
Source: RefSeq, a predicted model, not a curated record